Molecule: messenger RNA, 1941 nt
Organism: Chlorella variabilis
Lineage: Eukaryota; Viridiplantae; Chlorophyta; Trebouxiophyceae; Chlorellales; Chlorellaceae
Exons: 14
Coding region: 1-1941 (646 amino acids)
Biological process (GO): phosphate ion transmembrane transport
Cellular component (GO): membrane
Molecular function (GO): phosphate transmembrane transporter activity
Source: RefSeq, a predicted model, not a curated record
AUGGUGUAUGCAGCUGUCACAUGGAUCUUCGUGGCCGCAACUGUCCUGGCUGUGUUUGUGGCCUACGGCAUUGGCGCGAAUGACUUUGCAAACAGCUUUGGGAGCUCCGUAGGGUCUGGAGCCCUGACAAUGAAGCAAGCCAUCCUCAUGGCAUCCAUUUGCGAGUUCAGCGGCGCUGUGCUGAUGGGGUCUGGAGUGACGGAGACGAUCCGCAGCCAGAUUGCCGACACUGCUGCCUUUUCCCAGAAGCCAGACGUGCUAGCCUACGGCAUGCUGUGCAGCCUCCUCGCCUCUGGCAUCUGGCUCAUCCUGGCGACGUACUGGGAGCUGCCGGUCAGCACCACGCACUCCAUCGUGGGGGCGGUCGUGGGCAUGACCAUGGUGACGGUGGGGCCGCAGUCGGUCAACUGGAGCGAGCACACAGACACGUUCCCGUUCCUGGGGGGAAUGUCUUCCAUCCUCCUCUCCUGGCUCUUCUCCCCCGUGCUCACCGCUGCCCUGUCGGCCACCCUGUUUGCGCUGCUGCGGUACUUUGUGCUGCGCUCGCCGCACGCCUACCGCCGCGCCUUCCUGGUCUUGCCUAUCGCGGUGUUUGUCACCUUCUUUAUGAUCUCGCUGUUCAUCAUCCAGCAGGGCGGCGGGCGCUUUGACUGGGACGACACGCCGCUGGGCAAGGCGUGCUGGAUAUCGGCCUGCGUGGGCGCCGGCAGCACCGCGGUGUCUGUGGCCCUGCAGGCGCUGCUGAUCCGGCGGCGCGUGGCGGCAGACGUCAAGGCGCAGGAGGCGGAGCACGCGGCGGCGGCGGCCGAGGCCGCGGCGGCAGAUCUGGAGCCUGGGGCGAUUCUGGAGGGGGCACACGAUGAUCUCAUCGCCGACAUCAUCGGCAGGGGCGACCCUCUGGCAUUUGGCUUCUCCGCACAAAGCUCCGACGAGGGCGCCAGCUGCAGCCUGCCUGCAGGCCAUGCGUGCGCGCCGCCGCCGCACGGCGCGCCAGGCAGCAGCCAGGGCGGCGGCGCCGCGGCGGCCGUCCCCGGCAGCGCCGCGCGCACCCCGGCGGCGCUCCACAAGUUCAGGCAGAGCCAGAUGUGGAGCAUGGUGUCCCACGGCGCCAACGUGGACAUACACGAGGUUGUGGACACGGACGAGAAGAUCGGCAGCUUGCACUACCACUCUGAGAGGUUUGACUGGCAGGCGGAGAGCGUGUUCCAGUACCUGCAGGUGUUCACCGCCUGCGCCAACAGCUUUGCCCACGGAUCCAACGACGUGGCCAACAGCAUUGGCCCCUAUGCCGCCAUCUACGGCGUCUGGCAGACGUCCACAGUGGCCCAGCAGACGGAUGUCCCCAUCUGGAUACUGGCAGUAGGCGGGGCGGGCAUUGUGCUGGGCCUGGCCACCUUUGGCUACAAGAUCAUGCGUGUGCUGGGCGUGAAAAUGACGCGCCUGACCAACUCGCGGGGCUUUGUGAUGGAGCUCAGCGCGGCGAUCAUUGUUGUCAUCAGCUCCCGCUUCGGCCUGCCCAUCUCCACCACCCACUGCCUGGUGGGCGCCGUGGCGGGCAUAGGGCUGCUGGAGGGUCGCAAGGGCUUCAACGGCGUCCUGCUCCUGCGCUUCUUCGGGGGCUGGAUCGCCACGCUGGUGGUGGCGGGGCUGACGGCGGCGGCAUUCACCGCCCAAGGGGUCUACUCGCCCUGCAACCCCGCCGCCUCCCAGCGGUCGGACAUGGCAGACUACCUCAUCAACACCACCAGCGCCAUCUCUGCGCUUCUUGCCGGCAGCGGCCAGCCAGCGGCUGCCGCCAGCUCAGCGGCGCUCAACGCCAGCCUGGCAGCGCUGCCCGUGCCGCUGCUCAACUUGCAGCAGGGCGCGGCGGUGCAGCUGCAGGCGCUGCAAGACUACCGAGCUGCCACCGCAUGGGUGGGAAAUGCGACGUCCGGCAGCUGA